UAGGCCGGCGACGUCUUUCACCCCUUCGUCGCCAACUCAGUUAUCGGCACAGCUCGACUUGGGUAGUUGGGUCGUUGCCGACGUCAAUCCUCGGCAACCGCUUGACGUAUUUUCCUACUCAGGGAUAUCGCAUUUAUGAGGGAACAGUGAAAAUAUUAUUGGUUAUGAGCUGUGCACGGUGAUCCUGUGGUGCGGCGUUCCUCCGAUGACACAUAUAGAAACGAAGAUUUAAAAAGAGUGAUAAUGGAAUAGGAUGGCCGAUAACAGGCUGAGAUGAUGACAGGGCGAUAUGAGCCGAAGUGCUCUCGACGACGACGAUCAAGAAGAGUUGUAUCCGGUAGGGCAGAGCCUUUGUGGAGCUCUACAGCGUGAAAACAAUUGGAAAUGUUUCAUUCUGACAUCGUUGAUCCUUGGCUGCCUUGGAGCGGUCACGUGGUGUCGUUUUACGCGUGUUACGAAAGUCGUGAUAAACUUCGCUUUGUAUCCGAUACAAAGCAGCAGGCAGAUGUCACCUUGCGACGAAGGCUACAUCUACAUCCCUCUUGCCUUUAUGGCUAUGCUUUAUUUGGUUUAUCUCGUCGAGUGCUGGCAUUGUACGGCGAGAAUUGAACUCGGCUACAGGGUAGGAGUGGACACCGUCCUUCAAAAAGUACAACAGAUGAGAGAUGCUCAACCCAUUGUUUGGUGGAAAGCGGUUUGUUAUCAUUACGUGAGAAGGAAAAGACAGGUGACAAGGUAUCGGAACGGGGAUGCUUACACAAGCACGCAGGUAUACUACGAACGAGUCAAUUCUCACGCAGCUGCAGCUAGCUUUAUGUUCGCUUACUGCGGUGUAAGGGACAUUUCAAAACGUCUCGUUUUAGACCACACCAACGGCUCGAUAACUAAAAUUCGAUUCAGUAAAGGUUUCGCAUUCGCCAAUGUAGAAGCAGCGGCUGAGUUCGAAGAGCAAAGGGCAAGGUUUUUUGCAGAACAAGAGCGCUACGACGAUUACAUGGAAAUGCGAGAAGGCCUUGAUUUGACGAACGUCGCUGCGUUCAGAGAACAUGUCAUCGCCCUUGCCAACCCGGACAAAAUACCUUGGUAUGCCGGUCAAACCGUCUACUGGCUAUGCUCAUUCCUCCUGCUCUCGUGGCCCCUCAGACUUAUGCUGGAGUACAACACAGCCUAUUUGCAUUACAAGGUGACGAAACUAUUUGGAGUCAAUUAUGAGACCGGGAUGAGCGGGAUAUCGACGCCUACGAGCUACUGCGCGGUAUCGCGAGGUGAGAGCACCGUCGACUCAGCAGAUAUCGAAUGGGGAAUCAGGGAUAACACAUCCCUCGUCCCGAGCUAUAGCGAAGCCGUCCUGAUGGAAGGGAAUCGACGUGCGUCCGGCGUUUCCAGACGUCCUUCUGCAGCUUCCACGUCCAGGCCUCUUUUCUAUCCGAGCCCCUUGGCGGAAACGUCGCCCGCCGACCCUCUCCGGGGUAUCGAACCCCCAUCGUACGAGGAGGCGAUCACCUUCCCCGCCUUGACCCGUAUGAGACGAUCGUUGACCGACAGGGGGGAGAUAUGCUCCAGAUUCACGCCGAGGCCUUCUUCAGAAGCGCAGGUCAUCAGGACGCAUCAGAGGCCGAGGACUCUGAUCACGAUGGAAACGAGCCUCUAACCGACUGGACGUAUAGACUCAGGAACGCCGUGUUCCCAUUGUAGCUGACAAUUUAAUUCGACUGGGCUUCAAACAAGCUAUUCCCCAUGCUGUACGCUGCACCCUGUUCUUACACGCCUCUGCCAUCGUUGCCGACGUUUAAAUGUUGUCGUACAAAUGGAAGUGUGAUUUUGGUUUUGCUUCGAUCGUUUUCGGAUCUUUUCUUGGCUUAUGAAGGGGUAGACACUCUUUCUUAAGUACACACCAAAUAAUUAGCUAUUAAUCGAGAAAAUCAAACAAAUCUUGUUUAAAGUAGUAAAAUCAUGGCUUUCACACAGAAGGGGCAGGCGACAGAAAACAUAAAAGAGGCUAGAGUGGUCUGCCAUAAGUCCUAAGCUUUUCUACCAGACAUUUUGCUGCAAAAUAUGUCGUUUUUAUAGGACAACCCUAAAUUCUUCUAUUAGAGAUUCGAACCAAUUUAUUUUUAUAUAUUUAAUGUAUCACUAUUAUUACAUAUUUUAAAUAUAAAAUAGGUUUUUGUGGAAUCGAUAAAAAGGCCAAGACAAAGAAAUUUAAUUUAAAAGAGUUAAAGAUUAAUACAAAACAAGGAACCUAUUGAACUUUAUAAUUCGUUUUAAAUGGUGAAUAAAACACUUUUUCAAACCAAAAAAAUAAAAUACUAAAACAAAAUAAUUAAAAAUCAAUUUGUUUGAAAUUGGUUUAUACAUACAAGAAGGAGGUGAGUGAGAGAGAGAAAGAAUGA
Molecule: messenger RNA, 2393 nt
Organism: Cimex lectularius (bed bug)
Lineage: Eukaryota; Metazoa; Arthropoda; Insecta; Hemiptera; Cimicidae
Product: transmembrane protein 151B-like
Exons: 8
Coding region: 290-1651 (453 amino acids)
Source: RefSeq, a predicted model, not a curated record